AAUGUUUGUCCGUAUAAAAUAUGCACGGAUACUAAAUACACAUCAGGUGACAUUAGUGAGUCUUACUCGAAGCUUAGCCGGGUAAAGGUCACCCGAGAAAUAAAAUGUCUGGAAAAUAUUAUAAGAAAAUAUUCAUUUUAUUUUACAGUUUUAAUAAUAAUAAUUAUAUGUGUACUGGUUAAAACUAUUUUAAAUCGUUUAAAAACAAAUAUGAAUUCCUCCGCCGUAAUAAUAGUGGUCGCUACGAUGAUUUUGAGCGGAUUUUUUGUUCAGACCGAGUGUGCCGUGAAGCAAUGUUACAUAUGUAAGUUUGAAGACAUAACAAAAUGUGGAAGAUUAGAAUCAAAAACUAAAUUGACAUCACAAAAAUGUUCUAGCAAUACAAGAUGUUACGAGGUCCUGGCCCAGGCCCAUUUCCCGCUCGAGGUUAAGCCCAAGAUCGAGUUCAAUCCCACGCUCGAGAUCAAGGUCAAAGAAGAAGAUAAGGUUAAUAAUGGUAAUUGGAAUAAUAUUACGUUUACUAUAACUAUCGGCGUAGUACGCGGCUGCACGGAUGAUGUUGAUGAUCCAUGCGGUGUAUCAAUUGAGAGGACUAUCGACGAUAAGGGCAAAACCUUUAAAGUAACCUAUAAUAAUAAAUCAUGCAAGACUUGCAAAAAAAACAAUUGUAACAAGAAUAUAUUCUUCAAGCCAUCCAACGGUCAUACAUCGUUUAUCGGGUCUGCGGAGCUGUGCGCCUUCAUAGCAUCGCUUAUGGUUGCCAGGAUGUCAUAUCCGACCAUAUUAUCAUGAUUUGAUAUUUGAAUCAUGUAAAAAACGAAAAUUUACUUUUAACACUUUACGACCAAUAAAAUAUAAUUGAAUGUUAACGAUAAAA
Molecule: messenger RNA, 877 nt
Organism: Acyrthosiphon pisum (pea aphid)
Lineage: Eukaryota; Metazoa; Arthropoda; Insecta; Hemiptera; Aphididae
Exons: 3
Coding region: 211-792 (193 amino acids)
Source: RefSeq, a predicted model, not a curated record